AUGGCGAACGAGCGGUUAGAGGUGUUGAAUGCACUGGACACGGCCAAAACCCAAUGGUACCACUUCACUGCCAUCAUUGUUGCAGGCAUGGGCUUCUUCACGGACGCCUAUGAUCUUUUCUGCAUAACAACUGUCACAAAACUCUUGGGACGCCUUUACUAUUACAAUCCAUUGAGUACAGAACCUGGCGCCUUGCCCUACAAAGUCGAGUCGGCCGUCGUGGGGGUUGCCUUAUGCGGAACGCUAGCCGGGCAGCUCUUCUUCGGGUGGCUGGGAGACAAAAUGGGGCGCAAGAAAGUGUACGGCAUGACGCUGAUGCUCAUGGUGGUCUGCUCCAUAGCAUCAGGUCUGUCCUUGGGCCACACGUCGAAAUCCGUGAUGGGCACGCUGUGUUUCUUCAGAUUCUGGCUGGGCGUGGGCAUAGGUGGAGAUUAUCCCUUGUCUGCGACCAUCAUGUCGGAGUAUGCGAACCAGAAGACCCGAGGGGCCUUCAUUGCGGCGGUGUUCGCCAUGCAAGGUUUCGGCAUCCUUGCCGGCGCUGCAGUGAGCGUUAUUGUGUCGGCGGCAUUCAAGGCCUAUUUCAAAGCCCCCUCGUACGAAGAUGCAGUUCAUGUGAUUGGCCAACGGGACCCAUCAACCGUUCCAGAGGCUGAUUUUGUGUGGAGGAUCAUUCUCAUGUUCGGAGCCGUUCCAGCCGCUCUAACAUUCUACUCUCGCUCGAAAAUGCCCGAGACAGCUCGAUUCACCGCCCUGGUCGCAAAGAACGCCAAGCAAGCUGCAGCGGACAUGUCCAAAGUUCUCAAUGUAGAGAUCGAAGAAGAGAAAACCGAAAAAGUCUGGUCUACUGAUUCCGACUACGGGUUACUUUCAGCAGAAUUCAUGAAGCGCCAUGGGCUGCAUCUUCUGGGUACUACCAGUACCUGGUUUCUUCUUGACGUGGCCUUCUACAGCCAAAAUCUGUUUCAGAAGGACAUCUUUAAGUCUGUCGGGUGGUUGAAGGGAGGCAAGGCUGUGAAUGGUAUUCAAGAAGUGUACAAUAUCUCUGUAGCGCAGGCAAAAAUUGCACUUCUUGCAACUGUUCCCGGGUACUGGUUCACAGUCGCCCUCGUCGACAUCAUAGGUAGAUUUGCCAUUCAGCUGAUGGGCUUCUUCUUUAUGACAGUCUUUAUGUUGGCCCUCGCCAUCCCGUAUGAACAUUGGAAGAACGACAAUACCAUAGGCUUUGUCGUUCUCUUUGCAUUCACCUUCUUCUUCGCCAAUUUUGGUCCCAACGCCACCACUUUCAUCGUCCCGGCGGAGGUCUUCCCGGCGAGGCUCCGUUCGACAUGUCAUGGAAUAUCUGCUGCAUGGGGAAAGGCUGGAGCCAUUGUUGGAAACUUCGCCAUCGGUAGACUGUCGACUAAAGGACCUUCUCAUGUGAGGAUAGCUCUCAUUAUACUCGCAGUUACAAAUGCUCUGGGCUUUGUUUUCACUUUUCUGGUACCUGAAACAAAGGGUAGAUCGUUGGAGGAGAUAUCUGGUGAGAAAGAUAAUGAAGAUGUGGAGAUGGAAGAGGUUUAG
Molecule: messenger RNA, 1560 nt
Organism: Cryptomeria japonica (Japanese cedar)
Lineage: Eukaryota; Viridiplantae; Streptophyta; Pinopsida; Cupressales; Cupressaceae
Product: inorganic phosphate transporter 1-4-like
Exons: 1
Coding region: 1-1560 (519 amino acids)
Biological process (GO): transmembrane transport; phosphate ion transport
Cellular component (GO): membrane
Molecular function (GO): phosphate transmembrane transporter activity
Source: RefSeq, a predicted model, not a curated record